This is a messenger RNA of Phanerochaete carnosa HHB-10118-sp, 1020 nucleotides long. RefSeq lists its product as uncharacterized. Lineage: Eukaryota; Fungi; Basidiomycota; Agaricomycetes; Polyporales; Phanerochaetaceae. The record is from RefSeq and is a predicted model, not a curated record. The transcript is spliced from 13 exons. Bases 1 to 1020 code for a protein of 339 amino acids.
AUGUCCGCACCGUCAAACCAAGCUCUUGUUCAAGCCUACUCGCGUUUUGCCACGGGUGACUAUAUCACCAUAGCUGCCUCGUGUCUGGCCAUCUACGAAUUUUUGGUUACCAUCGGUGAUGAGAUUAAGAUUGUGUGGAAAAGACCUAUCACUGUACGUGCCGUGCUUCUUGGCUCGGUACGAUGGUGUAUGCUCCUCGCGGCCAUCCUGAAUUUCCAGCUUACACUGUCAUCUCCGAAAUGCUUGUUACAGGACUGUGCGCCACCUGACAUCCUGUACUGGGUGCUCGUCCUUGUUCAAUUCCUCCAGGCCGCACUCUUCUCUGCCCUGCGUGUCUUUGCAAUCUGGAAUAGGAGCUAUGUCUGGUCCCUGGUGGUGUUCGUGUUAAGCAUAGUGUCAUUCGUGACGAAUCUAAACGAUGCGGCAAUGACAAAAUACGAGCUCGUUAUGUACCCGCUCACGGGGAUAUCAUGCAUCGAGGAGUCUCAGUUGUCUGCACGAGCAUAUGAUAUACGUGCGUUCCGGGUUGUGUACAUCACUCGUGGCUCACUCAUCCUUGCCGACGCUAUCGUGCUGGUCCUGACCUGGAUCAAGACAUUCGGACACUGGAUGAAUGCCCGCCGCCUUAAUAUGAGGGUGUCGCUGGCGACAUGUCUGCUGCGCGAUGGGACUAUCUAUUUUAUAGUUCUGCUAGCUAUCAACAUGACCCAGCUGCUAACAUUUAACUUCUCUGCGGAGGCAUCACUUGUGGGUCCGUUAGUGACGACCUUGCCCCCUCUGCUCAUAAGCCGCUUCAUGAUUAACCUCCGGGCGGCCGGCUCACCAAUGUCAGACCACUCUGUGCACAUAAGUGAUCAGCAGCAGGGACAGCCGACGCUGCAGUUCGGAAGGUCAGGGGACCGGUUGGGCAAUUGUGGGGGAACGCUGCAGAAUGGCUGGAAUGAUGAACUCUGUGAAGAAGAGAGCGAUGCCGCGGGAGUGGAGGAGGAAGGACGUCGUGAGACCACUGCUGAAGCAUGA